CAUUGUCUGUCUCCGAAAACAAAAUAAAUCCCCAAAUCAGAUUUCUAGGGUUUCUCAGAAAACAAAAAUCUCUCUCAAGUUUUUACUCUCACAGUCUGCAGAUCAGAUCUUGAGAUUUCGAAAAAGUUUUGGUUCAUCUUCUUCGCAGAGAUGACCAAAAGGAAGUCGAGGAGACCUACUCGUCAGUGUAAUCAACCAGCGAUGGACGCCAUUGACGAACCUCCAUCUCCUCCUCGUUCUAAAACCACUCAAGAAGAUGACUCCGUGAGCGAAAAUCAUACUUUAGAAUCACAACAAUCUGAGAAUGUUCAAGAAUCUGAAACCCUAGAUGAAGGGGGAAAACAAGAACGCGAUGAAAACGAAGGUAUGGUUGUUUCUCCUUCACCUUCACAUUCAAAUCAAUGUGUAGAAAUGUCUGAUGAUCAAGAUAGUUCUUAUGUACCUCCUGUACAUGCUAGUAGUACUAGUGUUGGAUUUGACCUAGAAAGUCCUCUACCUGUUGUAUUCAAAAGAGGUCCUGGUCAUAGAAAGAAAGCGUUAAAUCGUAAACAACAAGCCAUGUUAAUCAAGAAGUUUGAAAAGCUUAGGGAUAAUAUGAGUAUAAUUCCGUUUGUUCCUGCAAAGAGACUUGAUUUUGAUAAGCAUGAGGAGAUUCUUAGGAAACUUCAGCUGUGGGAUUUUGUUCAUGUUCAGUUUGAUAAAGAGGUGAAUUUGGAACUGUUGGCGUCGCUUAUUGUGAAUUAUGAUCGUGCUGCGAGGAGUAGUACUGUCAACAGUUAUAAGAUUAUGGUGAAUCGAGCUGAUUUAGCAAGGGCUGUGAAGCUUCCUGUGAAGAAGGUUACUCAGUCGGAUGACAUUGAUGUUGGGGUGUUGUCUGCAGAGUCGGUAUCGUUUUUGGAACAGUUUGUGUCGAAUUGGAUUUUGCUUCAUGAGGAUAUGUGGGCAGUGGCGGAUGAGGUUAUUGCUUGGACUAAACUUAUUAAAGAAGGGAAACCACAGAAGGUUGAUUGGGCAGCGAUGAUUUGGUUUAUGGUAGAGAAGGAACUGGCAAAGGGAGCAAAGUUAAGAACUUGUUAUUAUGCUUCGCAUUUGCAAUGUUUAAUGAAGGCUCAGCGUGGUGAUCUGUUUAAAGAAGAAAAAAGGGUUGAGAUGAAGGUGGAAAGAGAAGUCAGUGUGGAUAUUAAAAUGAAAAAUGUGGAAGAAGUUCAGGUGAAUGAUUUGGAGAAUGAAAAAGAUACAGAAUUAACUCUUGGGAAGGAAAGAAAUGAGAGUAAGCCUCAGCAAGUGAGGGAUGAAGAAGAUGUCAUGGAUAUCGAAGAAGAAGUUAAAGCACCUGCUCAUCCUUCAGAAUGGCCUUUAGAUGGGAAGAAAAAGAUAAUUGGCCUUUCUUUGAGACCAUGCAAUUCGAAUAAACUUGAAAAGUUCGAGGAGCCUUGUGAAAUGAAUGAUGUAGAUGAUGAUGAUGAUGAUGAAGUAGAUGAGGAAGAGGAAGAGGCAGAGGAAGAAACGCAUACAGCAGCAGAAUUUAGAAAGUUGGCGAGGAUGCCAUCGGACAAUUUCCUAGGAUUGGAACCAACUGGUAUGCCUUCUAACCCAUCAAUGCAGCUUCAUGAGAACAACCCCAUUGAAGAUUUUUUUCAUUCUGGGUCCAACAAUGGCAUGAGUCAGAUGAAUAUAAGAGGUUCAUCUAUGUAUCCUUGCAAAAGAGAGCUUAGCUGUGAAGAUGAUAUGCAGUAUCACCGCUCCACUGAUCAAAAUAAGAGGAUGAGGAACGAUGGCCAAUGGGACAAUAGAGCAUCAGGUAUUGACGUGUACUUCGACCAAAUGAACAGCGCACAAUAUAGUGUCAGAGCAAUGUAUGUUGAGAAAGAAGCACAAGUCAUGGAGGCCGAAAGGAAUCAGCAAGCCUUGAUGGGUGAAGUGCAGUGUCGGGAUAGGUUGAUUGAGAGCCUGAAGGAAGAGGUGCAAAAAAGAGAUGCGGCGAUUUAUAAGUUUAACCAUGACAUGCAUCUUAUGGGCGAUCUAUUAGAAGGUUACAGAAAUGCUCUUAAAGAUACACGAAAAUCUUUCUCUGAAUAUAGACAACGACACCCAGAGCCUGAAGAACCACUUUACAUGGAUGUUCCUGGAUCUGGUGGGCUUGUUGUUAGUGUAAUGGCGUAUGAAAAGAUGCAAUUGGAACGUGCAGAAGAAGAUAAGAUGAAGCGUUGGAUUAUUACAAAUCAGUUUGAGGAAUUUGAUCGUGAUUGGACUGAAAAGUUUGAAAUAAGUCUCACAAAGGUGCAUUUAAUAGAUGAAAGGUUGUCCAAGUUUAGCGAGGAUGUCAAACUACUAAAAGAAUUAGCUGUGCAGUGCAAGGUGGCAAAAUCCGUAUCUGAAGCGGUCAUUUUCAAGAAGGAAGAAGAGGAAGAAGAGGAGCUCAAGGUGUCAAAAUCAGAUUCUGAAGAAGUCGUUUUCAAGAAGGAAGAAGAGGAGUGCAAGGUGUCAAAAUCAGAUUCUGAAGCAGUCAUUUUCAAGAAGGAAGAAGAAGAGGAGAACCUCACUAGCACAACCAUGGAGUUGGAAGUCUGUGUGGAAGCAGCUGUUAGUGCUUCUGAUUUCCUUGGUGAUUGUCCUUCCAGUCAAAAGGUUCUUGAUGAAAAAUACCCAGACUCAUCUAUUGUUACCCCUUCUGAAUUUUCCUCAGUUGAAUCGAGGAUGUACGAAUGUUUUGAUACCUUUUUGAAAAGCAAGGAUGCUGCAGAUGGUUCAGAGCAGGCAUUGAUCUCUGAAUUGUCUUCAUUGAACGAACACCUAAAAGCUCUUGGACCUUAUGUCAAUGGAGAGAAAAUUUCUGCUGUUGAUUUGGGUUUGGCUUCUACGCUUUACCACCUUGAGGUUGCUCUUGGACAUUUUAAGAGCUGGAAGGUUCCAGAUAAUAUGACUCAUAUCAUAAACUACAUGAAGUUACUUUUCUCGCAGGGGUCAUUUGUUAAGACCCAGCCAACUGAUAUCAUCGCAGGAUUGGCACCAAUGGAACUUGCAGGGCCAGGUGAGGCUACUUCGAUGGAACAAAUCGUAGGGCCAGGGGAGGCUACUUUAAUGGAACAACUUGCAGGGCUAGGGGAGGCCACUUCAAUGGCAGGACCAGGGGAGGCUGCUUCAAUGGAACAACUUGCAGGGCCAGGGUUGGCUGCUUCAAUGGAACAAUUUUCAGGGCCAGGGGAGGCUGCUUCAGUGGAACAACUUUCAGGGCCAGGGUUGGCUGCUUCAAUGGAACAACGUUCAGGGCCAGGGGAGGCUACUUCAAUGGAACAAUAGGUGAUUAGCACUCACCAGCUCGGCGCCUAGAGAUGCUCUUAGAAGGCCCAUCAGUAUGUGCCUCUCAACUCAAGGCUGUUAUGAAGCUGACUUAACAACAACUGUGCAUGCUAUCAAUACUGAGUAUUGACUUUUGUGGAAAAUCAUUAUGGAAAUAUUUCACUUUUGUUGUCGGAGUAUGGGAAUGUAAAUAUGCUAGCUUAGUUGCAAAUGCUUGGCAAAGAAAACUAGAAGGCGUAGAGUUAGCUACGAAAACUAGAUGACGUAAAACUAGCUGUGAAAAUUAGAUAUCCUCGCUAAUGAUAUUACCGGUCUUUUGUGAAUGAGUAUGGUAUGGGUGUAAAUGUUUCUCAAUCUGAAUUCUAUCUUGGUUCUGUAUUUAAAAGAAGAAAAGUUUCAGCGCUUUGUGAAUGUAUGAAAUUUGAUGCUGUUUGUUUA
Papaver somniferum (opium poppy) is the source of this 3738-nucleotide messenger RNA. RefSeq lists its product as uncharacterized. The coding region runs from base 151 to 3300 and encodes 1049 amino acids. The record is from RefSeq and is a predicted model, not a curated record. The transcript has 9 exons. Lineage: Eukaryota; Viridiplantae; Streptophyta; Magnoliopsida; Ranunculales; Papaveraceae.